AUGCUCCGAUCUAGAGCAGGUCAAUGUGCCCUUCCCCUUGAGUUCAAUUCAACAUUUGCAUUUAGCGCAUGCAGAGACCGGGAAGAAGCAAUUCAAUCAGGGCUUUCAUUUGACUAUAUCGCGGCCUGUCGAACCUCAUCGUUCACAGAGAGAUUUGAAGCGGUAGUUUCACGGCACCCAGCAUUGCGAACUAGAUUCUGUGCGAAUUCCGAUGGGGACUGGGAGCAGGUCAUUCAGGUUCCUUCUGGAGCAGACUACUACUUCCAUGUUACCCACGCGUCCCUUCAUGAAGAGCGACAAGAGGCCAUCCAAGAUGCUAACGGGAAGAUCAAUCUGGAGUUCGGCCCGCUUGUUGCUAGUGUGCUGUUUAUGCCGACUGGAGGCGACACUAGUCACCGGCUUUUCAUCACUACUCGUCAUCUCGUUGUUGAUCUCGUGAGCUGGCGAUUCAUCCUGGAAGAUAUUGAAGAUCAUUUGCGUAAGGGUUGUAUCUCCGCGCAUCAAUCUACUAAUUGGCCUACUUGGACAUCUCUUCAGGCCCAGCGUCUUGAUUCUGUUCAAAGACCGCCUGAUAUAUCAUUACCGGUCGUCAACUUCUCUCUUUGGGGUCUGACGGAAUGCGACAAUGGAUAUGGCGAUAUAGUAGAAAAGUCAUUCCAGUUACCCUUGGCCGAAACAACUGAGCUUCUUCAAAAUGUUCCUGAUGUCCUGCAGACAGAACCAAUUGAUAGUCUGGUUACGGCCACCAUUUACGGCUCCACGCAAGCGUUCCCUGAACUCAUUGAUCUCCCGACAGUCUACUACGAAGGUCAUGGUGGGGAGGCGUGGGACAAUUCAAUUGAUCUCUCUCGCACUGUUGGGUGGUGUUGGGAAUUACAUAAAGGGCGCGGCAUUGGCUACGGGCUAUGA
Molecule: messenger RNA, 909 nt
Organism: Penicillium longicatenatum
Lineage: Eukaryota; Fungi; Ascomycota; Eurotiomycetes; Eurotiales; Aspergillaceae
Exons: 1
Coding region: 1-909 (302 amino acids)
Molecular function (GO): catalytic activity
Source: RefSeq, a predicted model, not a curated record